Molecule: messenger RNA, 2881 nt
Organism: Anopheles coustani
Lineage: Eukaryota; Metazoa; Arthropoda; Insecta; Diptera; Culicidae
Gene: Rab3GAP1
Product: rab3 GTPase-activating protein catalytic subunit
Exons: 4
Coding region: 1-2769 (922 amino acids)
Biological process (GO): positive regulation of GTPase activity
Molecular function (GO): GTPase activator activity
Source: RefSeq, a predicted model, not a curated record
AUGAUGAACGAAGAAGUGGACGAUGCAGAAUUCUUCCAGCAAGAUUUCACCACUGCCUCCGACUGGGAGCUGUUUAAUGCCCGUCUGGAGGAAAUAUUUCACGAAUGGAAGCUUUCCUACGGGCAGGGAUCGUUCCGGAAGCUGGGCGACCACGAACUAGCCACAUGCAAGUGGAAUGUGGCCCGAGAAACGAUCAAGUUCUCCGAUGUUGAGCUCCACGUGGCCCACUACAAGGCUUAUCUAGAGACGGCAGAGGAACACGGGCUCAUUACGAGCGGAGCAUCCACGUCGUCCGGAUGUCAAACGUUCGUGGAUCUACUGUCGACCGAAAACGAUUACUGCGUUGUACUGGGAGGCAGGCAGGAGGACGAUGAUAAGCUGCACCCGCUGGCGCAGUGGUACGGGCUGCGGGAGUUUGUGAUCGUGUCGCCGGUGAAGAAAUCGAUCACGAACGAAAGCCAGAUCCGGAUCCUGAUGAGCUCGGUGCACAUUGCCGUCGCGGAGAGCAGCUGCGACGUGCCGGUGUUUGUGCAGGUGAUGGACAAGGUGCAGAACGUGUUCCUGGGGGUUUGUGAGUCCGGCGCGGUGCGCCUUUCGUUCGACAUCGUGCACCUGCACGUAACGCCACCGACGUGCAAGUACCUUUCCGGGCUGCUGGAAGUGUUCAAGGGGAAGAUCGGAGUGCAGUACGUCGAUCCGGUGGUAGUGUCGGUACGCUUUACCUACUCCCUGUCGCGCUUCAUAUCGGGCGGUUUUGCAAGCGACAAGUCCAUUCCCUUCUCCGAUGGAGGGUCCGAGGACACACCAGGGGGCCGGUGGAACGUAUCGCUUCCGUUCGGUGUGUCGGUUGAUCCGGUGGCGGAACUGCUCGUACACUGCACUUGGCCCCAGGUAGCGGACAACGUGGUCGUCGAUUCGCAGACCUACUCCGACUUCGAUCCGCUGACGGCCCCACUCUGGAGCGUUCGGGUACAAUUCGAGGACACACCAGUGUGCUUCAUGGCCGAUUGCAUCCAAGAAUUCCUGCAGAUCGUCAACUCACGCCGCGCCCUGACGGAGUACUUCAGCGAGCUUGCAUUCGGUGCCACGCAAAACCUCGACGACCGUGGACCGAACCCAUUGGACUUGCUGACGGAAUCGAAAAUUCCCAGCCUUUCCUCCGUCCUGCCGACGAUCGGCGGAUCGGCUAAAAAGCAACCCAAACUCGAGGGCCCCCUGAACGACGAACAGCUCAAGGACAUGCUCUACUAUCUGUUUCCCGAUGCGCAGCAAGAUCCGCACUGGCCGUACCAACCUCCCACCGGGUCGGUCGAGUUUGACCCGCUGAAGAUUAAAUCGGCCAACCCGGACUCACUCGUGCAUCGGUUGACCACCCUGCUCGCCCUGUGCAACGCAUUCUUCGGCGGAAAGCGAGCGGUCGCCCAGCUGUGGGCAGAGUUCGCCCAAGAGAUGCGCUACCGUGUGGAGCGAUGCAUUCCGAUUCCGGGGGUUGCCGGCGGCUUUCCGGACUCGCGCACCUGCCUGCUGCACCAGAAGCUGCAGAUGCUGAACGUGUGCAUGGAGCGUCGGACGCUGCGCGAAGGUGGGCUCCCCUUUUCGAUGACGUCGGCGGGGGGUGCUGCGGGCGGAGAGUCGGACGAGGAGUUCUUCGACUGUUCGGACGAAGAGGACGCCGCUCGCGGUGGUGACGGUAGCCUACCCGAGCCCGUUGGCCGGUUGUCUCGGCUCGGGAAGAUGCUGCUGGUCGGGUCGGACGAACCGCUGUACAUUCCCGUCACGCAGGAACCGGUCCCGAAGACGGAGGACCAGCUGGAGGACGACGCGGAGGUGAUGCUGAAGCUCGGCCCGGGCAGUGAGCUGUGCACGCAGAUGAUGAGCGCCUCGCUGCUGUCCGACAUGGAGAGCUUCAAGGCGGCCAAUCCGGCGGCCGGGCUGGAGGACUUCAUCCGCUGGUACAGUCCGCGCGAUUGGCUCGAGGACGAGCCGGUCGACGAGCAGGACCCGUUCGGGCGCCGGGGACACCUGAGCUCGCGCAUGCUCAUCCCGGGCAACACCUGGCAGACGGUGUGGGAGAGUGCCCGGCACGUUCCGGCCCGGCGCCAGAAGCGGCUCUUCGACGACACGAAGGAAGCGGAGAAGGUGCUGCACUUCCUCGAGUCGCGCACCAUCGGCCAGAUCGCCCAGCUGUCCAUGGCCACACUGUUCCACGUGGCGCUGCUGACACUGGCCGGCCAACCGAGUCCGCCGGAACGGGAAGCGGUUCCGCGGUUCCCGGAGACGCUCGAGAAGCUAACGGCCAGCUGCUGCAAGCUGUCGCGCGAAGCGUGGACCAGCGACGGCCCGCGGGUCGGUUCGGCGGCCAAAUACGAGCAACUGCUCGGCGAAAUGAUGCAGCUCGAGUGCGUCAUCACGCAGGUUCGGAGCUUACAGCGGAAGCUCUUCGAAGCGGGCGAAAGCUCGCCCGAGCUCGUCCAGCGGAUGUUGCAAGCGCGCGAAACGGAGCUGCCAGAGGGCGCUGGGAGUACGAUGGCAAGGCGCUUGGUGGGCAUGUUCGUGGAGGCGAAGCGGGCGGCCAACGAACAGGCAACAGAUCCGCACGGCGGGUCGAGUGUGUCUCUACCGGAUCCGAUCGAAAAGCAGUUCACAUUGCGCCUCAGCGGAGAUACGGUUAACAAAGGUCCAGGAACUCCACAAUUUUUGAGAGCGAUCCUGACCUCACAGGAAUUCCGACUGUGUGGUGCAUUCAGCCGAAAUACAACAUUUUACUAAAUGCCGGUUUCGAUGGGAAACAAUCGAACCAUUACACCAUGGCGUAACCACAUAUAUUCGAUAUUAUUACCUAAACAUUAUACGAAAACCGCACGAUUCAAAUAAAUGAUAA